AUCCAUGCGAUGGCAAGAGGCAAUUCGUGGCGAUGUUGAGGCGGUGGCGGUGUGCGCAUCGAGAACACGCUUCACGGUCCGGACUAGUACUCCGUCCAUCAUGAACAAAACCGCAACCUAUCCCACAUGCAUGCAUGCAUAUAUGCACGAGCAUGGCAGCCCAAUUUGCUUCCUUGGGAUUUGUCUGCGUCUGCGUAUGCAGCGCGCGCAUGUUUACAUGUGUGGCAUCGGAAUCCCUGCCUUGCAGCCUGCAGCCGGAAAGUUGACCUAUCAAGCGCAAUGCAGGGCACUUUGGGCUGUGAAAUUCCAAUACCAUCUCCCUUUCGGCUCUUUUGCUCCACACAGGAGACGCUUACACGGCAGCUGGAGCGGUACCCCUUCCAAUCCUCAGAUAUGCGCCACAGCGGCAAAACAUUGUCUGAUGUCGCCGCUAUGUGCUGGCAUCUGUCUCCGUCAUCGCGAUGCAACCGGUCUGGUUUUGCUCGAGGUCAUUUGGCGACGAGUACCCCGGCUGUACUAGAUUCGGUUGGCUCACGACAGUUCCUCCAAUGUACUGGUCCACAUCUCAGAUUUGAAACCAGCAAUACCGCCCGGGCCCGGGACAAGCAUGUUUUGGCUUGCUCUCUAAUUCAUAUUGCUGGCCAAAUUGCUACGGAGUUUUCUCUAUAUCGGAACAUGUCAGAGAAUGGCAAGUGGGAGCUCGGAGGGCCGGUACAAGAGAACAAAACCUGUGUGUUUUUGCGCUCGAAAGAAAUUCAUUCGAGAUAAACUUGAUGGAGAUUCAACUUAACAUUGUAUCUCAAGGUCAGCAGGUCGCAGAAGCGCCUGAGACGCCCAAGUUCGGUGGCAGAGCCGUUUCCCAAAUCACAAGUCGACACGCAGGUACUCC
Dissoconium aciculare CBS 342.82 is the source of this 889-nucleotide messenger RNA. RefSeq lists its product as uncharacterized. The record is from RefSeq and is a predicted model, not a curated record. NCBI's taxonomy places the organism in Eukaryota, Fungi, Ascomycota, Dothideomycetes, Mycosphaerellales, Dissoconiaceae. Bases 127 to 768 code for a protein of 213 amino acids. The transcript has a single exon.